Molecule: messenger RNA, 2854 nt
Organism: Odontomachus brunneus
Lineage: Eukaryota; Metazoa; Arthropoda; Insecta; Hymenoptera; Formicidae
Gene: spz4
Product: protein spaetzle 4
Exons: 7
Coding region: 789-2393 (534 amino acids)
Biological process (GO): innate immune response; regulation of Toll signaling pathway; central nervous system formation
Cellular component (GO): extracellular region
Molecular function (GO): Toll binding; growth factor activity
Source: RefSeq, a predicted model, not a curated record
AAACUCGAUCGAGCCUGGUGUCGUAUUGCGCUCGCGAAUGCGAGGAUACCAUGCGGAUGGAUCAUGUCUUCCUGGACGGGCGCGGACUUCUCUCCAGUUUCCAGGAGUAAUGUCGGAGAGUCGUCUAGGCUACGUCACUGGCGGGGUCCUCGUGACACAGAUCGGCGAUGGCAGCUGUAACGAUUUCUUCAGCGACACGAACGUCGCUCAUCGAGAUCGAUUCGCUUCUUGUCGUACGGAAAUCUCGAGUUAAGGACAGGGGCGAAGUGAAAGCGCUGGCACGCCACUGCGUGCGUGCGUAUAGCAUCUUCUCCCGUAGCGGGCUACACUUUUUCCACGUGAGGCACAUCGCACGGGGUCGUCGCAUGGGCGGGCGGGCAAACGAGCGAGCCAACGGCUGAUUACGGGCAGUAAUGAAAGCGGCCCGCUUGCACACGGUAGGCAGAUAGACAGGUACGCAAGGUGCGCGCUGUCAUGUAGCCACGCACCGCAGUCGUCUCCGUCGUCGUAUUCGUUCGCAUCUUUCGUCUAGCCAUCCGCAUCUUUUACGGAAGCGAUCGCACGUUGUCAAUGAGACCAGCAACCGCCAACGCCGCUGUUAUUGUUGUUGUUGUUACUCUUCCUCCGACGUAGCCAGUGUGUGCGUGCGUGUGUGCAUGUGUGCGUGUGUGUAUGUGUGUGCGUGUACGUGAGAGAGUGGUGCGAAAGUUUGCGGGAUUUACGAAGAAAGUCGACUGGUCUGCCGGCAGGUCCAGCGUCGGACCGCAACGAAUUCAAAUCCGUGAGUUAUGAGAGCGAUCGCGCCCUUCGUUCUUCAGGUGAUUGCAUUGCAGUUGACGAGAUGUCAAAGCGGUGGGCCGAGCACAUUCGGAUACGAUGCGUCCUCGGCGUGCAGCAAGCCGUAUUCGCGCGCGGGGCGCGCGCUCCAUGAUGAUCUGCCCUGCGACUUUCGCCGGCAAAACUGGUGCACGACCGCCGGUAGCUCUUAUCCUUGGCACGCGGUGCGUCGAUUCGUGCAGGAAAAUCAAGGAUUAAUGAGACGCAUGUACGGUGACGAGAAUUAUAUGAACGUCCUCAAAGCGGAAAUCUUCAAGAAUAAUGUCGAGCAAAAGUACGACGACUACCAUCUUCAUUUCGCUGAUAUGCUAAGGCAAUUCCAAUAUGAGGACGACGAUUAUCAGUUCAUGCAUGACGAGCGGCAGACAUUGCCGAGGGUCAGUAUGGAUGAAUACGAAAGUCGCGGAUUCACCAGUCGCUCUUUCAACGAUCCUAUCGCUAAACGACUGAAUAAGUUCCCGAAGCUCAGCGAGUACACCAGACCGCACUUUAAACCGACCGAGCGAACUACCACCGGCUUCACCGUUUCUAGCACGACGACUGCCUCGACGUCGACCAGCGCCACGACCUUCGGUACACGUGUAUCAUCCUCGACGACGCCUGCCACGUCCACUACCGCGACCAGUACGGAAGAAAUGUUCGAGACUCAAACACUAGUGACAUCAAUAUCCCCAAACGCCACCACCGAAACAGUCGAUGAGGAUCUCGCAGCAAUCAACAGUACGACAACGACAACGACGUUGUCACCGAGCGUCACCGUAGCUCAGAUCGUGAGAGAGCAGAACUUCAGCAUCAACGAGAUAUCCGGGCAAAACGAUCGAAUCGACGAAGACGUGAAAGAGACCGCGGAAGUGGUGGUGCAUUCAGAGGACGACGUCGUAGUCGAAGAUGACACAACUUUGGAGUCAAUAGGCACAACCAACGUAUCUCCAGAACUGUUGUUGAUCGAGGAGGAGGAGCAAGAAGAAGAAAAGGAAGAAGAAGUACUCGGUGCGGCCACAAAGACGACUGUACACGAGACCGUAGCCGCUUCGAGUAACCAGGAGCAAUUCAGACCGCGUCCCGAGUAUCGACCGGGCGUGGCCGAGACGUCGAGUAUGAGCGGGCAGCUCUAUCAGGAUGUCGCGGCGAAGAAUCAGCCACCGAAAGAGCCAACGGUAUUGAAGUUCAGAGGAGUGAACGCAUGUCCUGUCAAGGAGGAGGUAGUCGCGCCGUUCUGGGCCAACAACACUCGCGGCGAAGUUUUGGCUCUCCUGAACCUCUAUCCGUUCGAGCAAUAUGUACAUUGGGAGAAGUGCACAAAUGAAAACAAGCAGAUGUACUGCCGGGACGGCUGCAGGUGCGAACAGCAGUACAGGUUACAUCGGUUGCUGGCUUACGACCCAAACAAUGAAUGCCGCGGCAUCUUCAGCGACUGGUUCAAGUUUCCCAGCUGCUGCCUAUGCCGUUGCUACGAUCUGCCACUCGAGUUUCGGGUGACAUCGCGCUCACCACGCACUCACUCUUCGCACAAACGGCGGAUCAAGGUGCAAGCGCCGCGGGACCGUUACGCGUGAUCGAAUUGUCCUGGCCGGUCGCCAAAAGUGCAGCGUAAGUGAAGGCAAGCCGUUGAGAAUAAAACCGUUCACGCAUUCGACUAGCGUUGUUGAAACCUUAACGAGAGAAUGCGGUGAUCGAUGCAAUGUAUUCUGAAGUAUUUAAACAUUGAAAGUUGAGUUGUAACGAAUGGUAUCGUAUGGAGAAAAAGAAACAAAAACGCGUAGUCGAUAUAUACGCUCUAAUCGAUAUAUUCCGAGAUUUCACGACGUUUGUGUACUAUUUAAUUCAGCUGCGUCGAGCUGUACGCGUCAUCGAGUUUUCCAUCGACUCUCUGUUACACGACACAUUCCAUGCAAUAUAUACCGCUGUAACUAGUGUUACAAACACCACGCAACACAAUUAUUUAUUUUUAUGAAAGAAAUGUAUUUAUACAUACAUACAUAUAUAUAUAUAUAUAUAUAUAUAUAUAUAUAUAUAU